AUGGUACACUCACCCGCUUCUGACAGCCGCUCAAUAGGCAACGCUGCGGCGGGCGGCGCGACCAUUUUUGACGUCGACGACGACCUAGCGUCCACCGCGCCUCCGCACGCAGCUGCAUCCUCGCUCGCUCGCCAACACGCCGGCUCGUCAUCAACAUCCUUGGACACGCCACUCCCCUCGUACUCGAAUGCAGCCGCCACCGCCGCCGCCUCCAAUCGCACUCCGCUCCCGCUCAAGUCCACCACAUCGUCCAAAGAGGCGCAGUUCGAGGCCGACUCGGACGAGAUCGACGAGGAUGACGACCUCGUCGCCAUUCAGUCCUCGCACAUCGGUAUUGAAUCGUCUCGCGACCCCAUCUACUCGCGCACAGAUCGCGACAGUCCGCGCUCGCUCAUAGAUCGCAUCCCAGGUCAGGGCCGCUUUCGCGCCUCCAUCGAUGGACUUGGCCACGACCUCCGCGCCAUACGCCAAUCCCUCGGUGUCCCCGGCUGGGACGGAGAAGGUAUGCCCGACUGGCUCAAACGAGGCGCCGGCGUGUUUGACGCAACCGUCAACAUGGCCAACAGCAUCCUCGGCGCAGGCAUCGUCGGUCUGCCUUACUCUAUGCGAGAGUCGGGCUUCGUCGCCGGACUUGGACUGCUCAUCGGCCUCUCUUUCCUCACAGACUGGACGAUUCGCCUCAUCGUCCUCAACGCAAAACUCAGCGGUCGCAUCACCUACAUCGAAAUCAUGGAACACUGCUUCGGACCCAACGGAAAAGCAGCCGUAUCCAUCUUCCAGUUUGCCUUUGGAUUCGGCGGCAUGUGCGCCUUUUGCGUCGUGAUCGGCGACACCAUCCCACACGUCAUCAAAAUGCUCUUUCCGCCUUUGUCGGACAGCUUCUUGGCGAAUCGGCAGUUUGUCAUCACCUUCUUCACCCUCGCCAUCUCCUACCCGCUCUCCCUCUACCGCAACAUCGAAAAGCUCAGCAAGGCGAGUGCCAUCGCACUCGUCUCCAUGGUCGUCAUCAUCAUCGCAGUCACCGUUCGCGGUCCUGCUAUGCCCGCAGAGCUCAAAGGUGAUCCGAGUCUACGAUUCACCAUCGUCAAUGUGACCAACCUGGUCCGAUCCAUCUCGGUCAUCAGCUUCGCAUUCGUCUGCCACCACAACUCUUUGCUGAUCUACGGCUCACUGAAGGAGCCGUCGAUGAACAAGUUCGGACAAGUCACGCACUACUCGACCAUCAUCGCCGCUGCCGCCACCAUCACCAUGAGUGUGGCUGGAUACUGGAGUUUCGAGGAAAAGACACUCAGCAAUGUGCUCAACAACUUUCCGGACGAUGAUGUGACGGUCAACAUUGCGCGCGGACUGUUCGGCCUCAACAUGCUCACCACGCUGCCGCUCGAGUGUUUUGUGUGUCGCGAGGUGUUGGAGACCUACUUCUUCGCCGGCGAGUUCGACCGCAACCGACACCUCAUCUUUACCUCGAGCUUGGUGGUGACUGCCAUGAUCAUUUCGCUGCUCACGUGCGACUUGGGCAUUGUGUUGGAGCUCACGGGCGGACUCAGUGCGACGGCCUUGGCGUUCAUCUUUCCGAGUCUUUGCUACCUCAAGCUGACCAGCGAGACGGGCAAGCGCGUUCCGACGGCCGACCUGCCUACGCUGACGAGUUCGUCGUGGCGCGACCACCCCAACGCAGACCAAGGCGAGGGCGAGGGACUGAUGGACCAGUCGAAUUCGGUGGGGGAUCAGCGGCCCAUCCGAUCGGGCGAGUACGAUGCCGAGCCCCAUCUGGACCGCUUGGAAGGUCAGACGGCCAAUCGGGACUCGAUCGACGUAGACGACGUCGAGCUUCCACUUCGACCCGGUGCGAGCGUGCGCUUCCGACCCGCAGCAGCCAACCGCAAAUGGUGGCAGUCGACGCGUCCGCUGAGUGUGGCGUGUGCGAUCUUUGGCAGCGUCGUGCUGCUCAUCAGUGUGUGGACCGCCAUCUCUGACACGGCGAGCGGCAAGACGGGAGCCGUGCACGUCUGCUAG
Molecule: messenger RNA, 2016 nt
Organism: Moesziomyces antarcticus
Lineage: Eukaryota; Fungi; Basidiomycota; Ustilaginomycetes; Ustilaginales; Ustilaginaceae
Product: AAAP amino acid permease
Exons: 5
Coding region: 1-2016 (671 amino acids)
Biological process (GO): amino acid transmembrane transport
Cellular component (GO): endoplasmic reticulum
Molecular function (GO): amino acid transmembrane transporter activity
Source: RefSeq, a predicted model, not a curated record